Varanus komodoensis (Komodo dragon) is the source of this 1059-nucleotide messenger RNA. RefSeq names its product rhodopsin (gene RHO). The record is from RefSeq and is a predicted model, not a curated record. Gene Ontology annotation, molecular function: G protein-coupled receptor activity. The transcript has 5 exons. Gene Ontology annotation, biological process: G protein-coupled receptor signaling pathway; phototransduction; visual perception. The coding region runs from base 1 to 1059 and encodes 352 amino acids. Gene Ontology annotation, cellular component: membrane; photoreceptor outer segment. NCBI's taxonomy places the organism in Eukaryota, Metazoa, Chordata, Lepidosauria, Squamata, Varanidae.
AUGAAUGGAACAGAAGGCCUGAAUUUCUAUGUCCCCAUGUCCAACAAGACUGGUGUCGUCCGAAGCCCAUUUGAGUACCCCCAGUACUAUUUGGCUGAACCAUGGAAAUUCUCUGCACUGGCUGCUUACAUGUUUCUUCUGAUUCUUCUGGGAUUUCCUAUCAACUUCCUGACUCUCUUUGUCACAAUCCAGCACAAGAAACUCAGAACACCACUAAACUACAUCCUCUUAAAUUUGGCCAUAGCCAAUCUCUUCAUGGUCUUAGUAGGCUUCACCACCACCAUGUACACAUCCAUGAAUGGAUAUUUCGUUUUUGGGACGGUGGGAUGCAACAUCGAAGGCUUCUUUGCUACACUGGGUGGUGAGAUAGCUCUGUGGUCUCUAGUAGUCCUGGCUAUUGAAAGAUAUGUGGUGGUCUGCAAGCCCAUGAGCAAUUUCCGUUUCAGUGAGACCCAUGCCAUCAUAGGGGUGAGUUUCACUUGGAUCAUGGCCUUGGCCUGCGCUGGUCCCCCUCUCCUUGGAUGGUCAAGGUACAUCCCAGAAGGGAUGCAGUGUUCAUGUGGAGUUGAUUAUUAUACACCAAACCCAGAGGUUCACAAUGAGUCCUUUGUCAUCUACAUGUUUGUGGUGCACUUUGUCACACCACUGACUAUUAUUUUCUUCUGCUAUGGACGUCUGGUUUGUACCGUUAAAGAGGCUGCAGCUCAGCAGCAGGAAUCUGCCACCACCCAGAAAGCUGAGAAAGAAGUCACCCGCAUGGUCAUCAUCAUGGUAAUUUCCUUCCUUGUUUGCUGGGUCCCCUAUGCCAGCGUUGCUUUCCACAUCUUCACCCACCAAGGAUCUGACUUUGGCCCUGUCUUUAUGACCAUCCCAGCCUUCUUUGCCAAGAGUUCUGCUAUCUACAAUCCAGUGAUUUACAUCUUAAUGAACAAACAGUUCCGCAAUUGUAUGAUCACCACUCUCUGCUGUGGAAAGAAUCCUUUGGCUGAAGAAGACACUUCAGUCGGCACUAAGACAGAGACUUCCACUGUCUCCACAAGCCAGGUUGCCCCUGCAUAG